AUGGCGAGCAGGCCACCCAUCAUGCCACCUCAUAAUGAGACCGAGCAUUCGGUCAACAGGAUCACUCGGGAAGGUAAACAACUUACUUACAAGUUGAGUGUAAUGCAACAACCAGAGCGAGCGAGAGCGUGUGGUGCUGGAGCGAAGUCUUCUGCCGAUCGCCGUCCUGUUGACCCUCCACCUGUCGUUGAGCUACGUAUUUUCGAAUCCGACCCGGCCAAUGACGCCCAAAAAACGGACAUCACCUUUGCCUACAAUGCCAAUUUCUUCCUCUAUGCAACCCUCGACACUGCACGCCCUAUCGCCCAUGGGCGGGUGGCUGGACCACCGUCGUGCCCUGUAUUGACUGGUGUGCCGGUCGCUGGCGUCGCAUAUCUGGAUCGCCCUUCGCAAGCAGGCUACUUUAUCUUUCCCGAUUUGUCGGUGCAUCACGAGGGUCGAUACCGAUUAAACUUCCACCUAUAUGAAGAGAUCAAGGAUGCCAAGGAUGCUGAUAAAGACUCGACUUUGCCUCUUCCCAACCAAAUCAAUCUUUCCAACCUCAAAUCGGGCACACCUCAAACAUACCUCCACUUCCGUCUUGAGGUCAAGUCGGUACCUUUUACCGUUUACAGUGCCAAGAAAUUCCCUGGUCUGGCGACUAGCACAUCUUUGAGCCGGAUAAUUGCGGAGCAGGGAUGUCGUGUUCGAAUCCGCCGCGAUGUUCGCAUGAGACGUCGGGGCGACAAGCGCGAGGAAGAUUAUGAGUUUGAUGAGGAACGCGCAGCGGCAUAUGCGAGAACAUCAGAACGAUUUUCGACACCCGACAGAUAUGCAAAUUCGAUGGAGCGACCGCGGUCAAACAGCAAUGGAAGCAAUGUCGAGUCGCCUUACGGGUUUGUACAACAAGAUCGACGACCAUCUGCACCCGACUAUGGAUUCCAGUGCCCCCCGCAACCAUACCAGCGACCUAUGCCACCUGCUCCCAUCUCUCACUCUCAGACACCUUCAUAUCAAUCACACCUAUCAUUCGGCUCGACACCAUCGCAUUAUCCAGCUCCUCACAUGCCUCCCACACCCCCUCCACUUGCCACUCAAGGCAUAUACUCUCCACAAUCCGGAUAUGCGCAAAUACGCCACUCAUCCAAUACUUCAGAGUAUGAAGGAACACCUUUUGGGUAUCCUAUGGCGCCUCAAAUUCCAGCCGAUCGUGGUGGUUACCCCAAGCCUAUCAAUUCUUACCGCAUGGAUCCACCGAAACCACAACCAUAUAUGGAUCCUCGCAUGGCCGAGCCACAUCAUUAUGGGCCUAUACCCCACAUUCAAACACCGCGAUCUCAAACCCCGAUUAUGGCUCAGCCUAUAGCGCCGCCCCUCGAGGCGACGCCAACCGAAUAUGCCAACCAGAUAGUUCCUUCCGUGGAAUGUUCUUCUCCUGGUCCCAUCGGCUACGACAGCGUUGCAGGAAAGCGUAUGUUGUAUCACACAGGACCGACAUAUGGCAAGCGGUCUCAUGAAGAUACUUUUGGUCUCGAUGAUCGCUCAAUGCAGAACGGCAUGCGCCCAGAUGCUGAUCCCCACCCGCCGGCCUAUCGAGAUUUCUCGGGAGAAAGUCGAUCUGCACUCAUGGCUGAACUGGGCAUAGAGAUGGCCUACAAACGUGCCAACGGCAAAACGGUCAUGAAAGCCCCUCCGUUGACUUGA
This is a messenger RNA of Penicillium soppii, 1683 nucleotides long. It is a transcript of the gene veA, whose product is annotated as sexual development activator VeA. NCBI's taxonomy places the organism in Eukaryota, Fungi, Ascomycota, Eurotiomycetes, Eurotiales, Aspergillaceae. The record is from RefSeq and is a predicted model, not a curated record. Bases 1 to 1683 code for a protein of 560 amino acids. The transcript is spliced from 2 exons.